UCUUCUACAUCCUCCGACUUCAAUUCUUAGCAGAAACAAAUAUGAUGAACAUUUUGGCUCUAUCGUUAAUCCUCAUCACACUGGGAGCCAGCGGGAUCUUCUCUCCGAAUGCAGACACAAAAGCUGUAGUGGUCGAAUUCGAGAAAGACAAUAACAAUGGCGGCGGCAACACUAAGGUUUCGAUUUCGCCGCAAGAAGCGGCGCAGAACUCGCGGCUAGAGAAGGGGUACGUUUUGAAUGCGAUGGAGAAGAUUUCCGAGAAAGCAGAGGAAGUGAAACAGAGGUUCAAGGACGCCGCCGCCGUUCUUCCAAACGUCGGCGAAGGGAUUUCCGGUCAUCAGGAGGAGGAGGAGGAAGUUAAGGAGACGGCCAAAGAGGCCGCCGAGAAAGUGAAGACCGCCGCAAAGGAAAAGGUAACGGAGAAGGUGAAAGAUAGGCGAAAAAAGGAGUUGAAGGACAUUCUUCGGCGAGGCGGGGAAGUGUUGUACGAUGCAUUCGAGUACAUUUUCUCGCCGGAGAAUCUGACCGCCGUGUUCGGAACGGCGCAUUUGCUAGGGCUAGCCACCGCCUACGGGAUGUGCGUGUGGGUAUCGUUCAUAUCAAGCUACGUCUUAUCUACGGCGCUGCCCAGACAGCAAAUCGCCACAGUCCAGACCAAACUCUACCCGUUAUAUUUCAAGGCAAUGGGUUAUAGCAUCGGAGCGGCGUUUUCCGGCCAUUUCUUGGGGCAAACACGGUGGCCGUACUCGAGCGCCACGGAGGCGUACCUUGGGUUUAAUCUUGUGGCGGCGCUUAUAAUGGUUUUGGUGAAUUUGGUGUACCUGGAGCCUAGAGCGGCUAAGGUGAUGGUUGAAAGGAUGAAGAUGGAGAAGGAAGAAGGGAGAGGGAUGAACGGAGAGGGAAGCGGCGGCGGCUCGCCGGGAAUGAUGAAGCUGAGCAAGAGGCUGAAGAAGUUGAAUUCACAGUCGUCGUUUCUAAACGUGCUUACACUGAUGGCCAUGACUUUGCACCUCGCCCACAUUGCUCAACGUGUUCAUACUGUGUGCUAAACACGAUUUUCUGUUUACGUCAGAUUAAUCUUAAUUCGAACCUAAACUAAUUUUAACUCGAUGAAGUAAAUCGCGAGUCGUCCAAACAA
This is a messenger RNA of Ipomoea nil (Japanese morning glory), 1138 nucleotides long. Its product is annotated as transmembrane protein 205-like. Bases 42 to 1049 code for a protein of 335 amino acids. The record is from RefSeq and is a predicted model, not a curated record. The transcript has 3 exons. Lineage: Eukaryota; Viridiplantae; Streptophyta; Magnoliopsida; Solanales; Convolvulaceae.